Molecule: messenger RNA, 12745 nt
Organism: Pan troglodytes (chimpanzee)
Lineage: Eukaryota; Metazoa; Chordata; Mammalia; Primates; Hominidae
Gene: BCAS3
Product: BCAS3 microtubule associated cell migration factor
Exons: 24
Coding region: 215-2695 (826 amino acids)
Biological process (GO): autophagy; response to starvation
Cellular component (GO): cytoplasm
Molecular function (GO): protein binding
Source: RefSeq, a predicted model, not a curated record
CAGGAGGCGGGUCCGCCUCUUUCCUACUUGCUGGUUGGCGAAGCUGACCUCCAAGGGCGGUGCCCGGCCAUAGCCGGUUUGCUUCUGGGAUUGGCUAGAGGGGGUGGUUCCGCUGAGGCGUGGUAGGAAGUGGCUGCCGUCAAUCACGCGGGGAGACUCCAAACAGUGAGCCUAGAGCUGGAGACUAGCGUUAACCGGCGGGGCGGCCGGUUUUAUGAAUGAAGCUAUGGCUACAGAUUCCCCAAGAAGACCCAGUCGUUGUACUGGUGGAGUUGUGGUUCGCCCCCAGGCUGUCACAGAGCAGUCCUACAUGGAAAGUGUUGUGACUUUUCUGCAGGAUGUUGUGCCACAGGCUUACAGUGGAACACCUCUAACAGAAGAAAAGGAGAAAAUAGUCUGGGUCAGAUUUGAAAAUGCAGAUCUAAAUGAUACAUCAAGAAAUCUGGAAUUUCAUGAAAUACAUAGUACUGGGAAUGAACCGCCUUUGUUGAUUAUGAUUGGCUACAGUGAUGGAAUGCAGGUCUGGAGCGUCCCUAUCAGUGGCGAAGCACAAGAGCUCUUCUCUGUUCGACAUGGCCCAAUUCGAGCGGCUAGAAUCUUGCCUGCUCCACAGUUUGGUGCUCAAAAAUGUGAUAACUUUGCUGAAAAAAGACCCCUCCUUGGUGUUUGUAAGAGCAUUGGAUCUUCUGGCACAAGCCCACCGUACUGUUGUGUGGAUCUGUAUUCACUUCGUACUGGGGAGAUGGUCAAGUCCAUUCAAUUUAAGACACCUAUUUAUGAUCUCCAUUGCAAUAAACGGAUCCUUGUCGUAGUCUUGCAGGAGAAAAUUGCUGCCUUUGAUAGCUGUACUUUCACGAAGAAAUUCUUUGUCACAAGCUGCUAUCCAUGUCCAGGGCCAAACAUGAAUCCUAUUGCUCUUGGGAGCCGCUGGCUUGCUUAUGCAGAAAACAAGUUGAUUCGAUGUCAUCAGUCCCGUGGUGGAGCCUGUGGAGACAACAUUCAGUCUUAUACUGCCACAGUCAUUAGUGCUGCUAAAACAUUGAAAAGUGGCCUGACAAUGGUAGGGAAAGUGGUGACUCAGCUGACAGGCACACUGCCUUCAGGUGUGACAGAAGAUGAUGUUGCCAUCCACAGUAAUUCACGGCGGAGUCCUUUGGUCCCAGGCAUCAUCACAGUUAUUGACACCGAAACCGUUGGAGAGGGCCAGGUGCUUGUGAGUGAGGAUUCUGACAGUGAUGGCAUUGUGGCCCACUUCCCUGCCCAUGAGAAGCCAGUGUGCUGCAUGGCUUUUAAUACAAGUGGAAUGCUUCUAGUCACAACAGACACCCUUGGCCAUGACUUUCAUGUCUUCCAAAUUCUGACUCAUCCUUGGUCCUCAUCACAAUGUGCUGUCCACCAUCUGUAUACUCUUCACAGGGGAGAAACUGAAGCCAAAGUACAGGACAUCUGCUUCAGCCAUGACUGUCGCUGGGUUGUGGUCAGUACUCUCCGGGGUACUUCCCACGUUUUCCCCAUCAACCCUUAUGGUGGCCAGCCUUGUGUUCGUACACAUAUGUCACCACGAGUAGUGAAUCGCAUGAGCCGUUUCCAGAAAAGUGCUGGACUGGAAGAGAUUGAGCAAGAACUGACGUCUAAGCAAGGAGGUCGCUGUAGCCCUGUUCCAGGUCUAUCAAGCAGCCCUUCUGGGUCACCCUUGCAUGGGAAACUGAACAGCCAAGACUCCUAUAACAAUUUUACCAACAACAACCCUGGCAACCCUCGGCUCUCUCCUCUUCCCAGCUUGAUGGUAGUGAUGCCUCUUGCACAAAUCAAGCAGCCGAUGACAUUGGGGACCAUCACCAAACGAACCGGGCCUUAUCUCUUUGGAGCGGGGUGUUUUUCCAUAAAAGCUCCAUGCAAAGUUAAACCUCCUCCACAAAUUUCACCCAGCAAAUCGAUGGGCGGAGAAUUUUGUGUGGCUGCUAUCUUCGGAACAUCCAGGUCAUGGUUUGCAAAUAAUGCAGGUCUGAAAAGAGAAAAAGAUCAGUCCAAACAAGUUGUAGUUGAGUCCCUGUACAUUAUCAGUUGCUAUGGCACCUUAGUGGAGCACAUGAUGGAGCCGCGACCCCUCAGCACUGCACCCAAGAUUAGUGACGACACGCCACUGGAAAUGAUGACAUCGCCUCGAGCCAGCUGGACUCUGGUUAGAACCCCUCAAUGGAAUGAAUUGCAGCCACCGUUUAAUGCAAACCACCCUCUGCUCCUCGCUGCAGAUGCAGUACAGUAUUAUCAGUUCCUGCUUGCUGGCCUGGUUCCCCCUGGAAGUCCUGGGCCCAUUACUCGACAUGGGUCUUACGACAGUUUAGCUUCUGACCAUAGUGGACAGGAAGAUGAAGAAUGGCUUUCCCAGGUUGAAAUUGUAACACACACUGGACCCCAUAGACGUCUGUGGAUGGGUCCACAGUUCCAGUUCAAAACCAUCCAUCCCUCAGGCCAAACCACAGUUAUCUCAUCCAGUUCAUCUGUGUUGCAGUCUCAUGGUCCGAAUGACACGCCACAGCCUCUUUUGGAUUUUGAUACAGAUGAUCUUGAUCUCAACAGUCUCAGGAUCCAGCCAGUCCGCUCUGACCCAGUCAGCAUGCCAGGGUCAUCCCGUCCAGUCUCUGAUCGAAGGGGAGUUUCCACAGUGAUUGAUGCUGCCUCAGUGCACCUCUGAUCAUGAUCCAUGCAUUGGAGUCAGCUGCACAUCAGGAAGUUGCUCAUCUGGAGGUUUCAUUGCCUGUUACUUGGAGAUACGACCAGUGUGGCACCUCCUCUGUUGGUCUUCAUUGCCCUGUAUUACCUUCAAGCAUUUUAUAUGACUUCAUGGAUUAUCUUUUUAAUUAUUCCUAUGGCACAUGUUACACCUAACCCUCUAUUUUAGUGACAGCUCUUGCUCUGUCUAACCUUGUGGCAGUAUAAUUGUUUUUCAUAUAAUUACUUUAUUCACAGAUAAUAGAAUUUAAUGUGAUAUAAUUAAAUCCUUUGACAAUUAUAACAGUUUUUAAAGUGAAAAUAUUUUAUUUAAAUCUUGGGUCUGCAGUUUAUUUUCUAGAUAUCUAUGUAUUAAUCUAACAACGUUAUUCCAUUGAAACUAAAAGAGGUGUGCAGAGUGUGCCACUUUUACCACGUAAUGAUUUUUUUCACAAUUUCUUAAUAUCUGGUAAUCUCUGGUUCAUGCUUUUGCAAAGAAACACAUUGCCUAAAAUACAUAUUUUUAAAUUAUUAACUUCAGUGAUUUAAGCACCGGGUAAAUUCUAUGCCUUUAGACACCUAUGAACUAGAUUCUUACUGUCUCUCUGUAAAAUACAUAUAGAGUAUUUUUGAUUUUCAGCAGUUCUAUAACUGCUUGAUGAGUAGAUGUUAUUCCCAUAACAUCUGUCUCAUCUUGUCUUUGGUGAUUCUAAUGACACCAUACCAGCUGGGUGCAGUGGAUCACAUCUAUAAUCCUAGCACUUUGGGAGGCCGAAGCGGUGGAUCACUUGAGGUCAGGUGUUUGAGACCAGCCUGGCUAACUAACAUGGCAAAACCCCGUCCCUAAUAAAAAUACAAAAAUUAGCUGGGCAUGGUUUCACAUGGCUGUAAUCCCAGCUACUCAGGAGGCUGAGGCACAAGAAUCGCUUGAACCCGGGAGGCAGAGGUUGCAGUGAGCUGAGAUUGCACCAGUGCACUCUAGCCUGGGUGACCGAGCAAGGCUCUGUCUCAAAAAGACAAAACAAAACGAAACAAAACAAAAACCAUCCUACCUAAAAUUUGUGGGGGUUAAAUAAUUGUAAGAUGUUCCGUUGUUGGCUGAGGAGAUCAUUUUGGAAAUGGACACAUUAUAGGAUUUUAACCUAAGACACAGGCUACCCAGAACAAAUGGGAUUUGGGGCAGUUGCUCACUUUUUCCCAUGUCCAGCUGAUGAACAACAAUGUCGAUGAAUCAUUGAUAGUAUUUCUAGCCAAAGCACUGUGUCAAUUUAUUCAUUUUCCUGUAUGUUCAUUUUGGCUAGAUAGCUAAGAAUUUCUUUCUAUUCUUUGUACCUUAUAACAUGUGCCCUUCUUUUGAUAAAGAUGUAGGACCUCUAAAGAGAAAGCAGAAAGACAGCUGUCAAUGUCUUGUUGGAACUUUGUUUUCCAGAUUGCUGACUAUUCUUGUUCCAAAACUUGAAGGCUGUACCUAAUAGAUAACCUUUCCUUGCUUCUGAGUCAUCAAAUCAAAGAGCCUAGAAAGAUCUGGUUCACCCUGAGUUUGUUUGUCCUGAUUUGUGGUUUUACUAUGGAGAUGGAUGUUUACUAACAAAGAACUCAGAUAAUUGAGAUCGAAAGACAAACUUAUGCGUGACUCAUAUGCAGAGCAGACAUCUUUAUCAAACUCUAUUAAAGAAAACAUUUUAUAAAGUUAUGAGGUGUGGUGGAAGCAGUGUUUGUGUACAUGCCUGAGGAAGUGUGGUGGAAGUAGUGUUUGUGUACAUGCCUGAGGAAGUGUGGUGGAAGCAGUGUUUGUGUACAUGCCUGAGGAAGAUGGUAGGGUGAGAAGGACAAUGUGACAGAUAAGAAAAAUGACUUCUUAUCCUGAGCAGCCUUGGAUCAUAAGGUAUUAGUGUUACCUCAAGCAUUUCAGUAAAUAGGGACAAAGUUGCAGAUUUGGGGUUUUUUGUUGUUCUUGACUCAAGAGAAAUACUACUUUUGUUGUACAAUUGAAGUAAUAAAAAUAAUUAAUUUAGGAGAUACCUUUUGAGCACCUAAUUUUCUCCACUAUCAAAAUAACUUGUUUACUGAAGAAAAUUACACACUUAAAAUCCCAAACUAGUUUGAUUUGAUUGAUUUUAUAAUGAUCAUUUAUGCCUACUUUAUGUAUUUGGCAUUUGGUACAUCACCUUAAAAAAAACAAAUAAUACUCAUUAAUAGAGAAGUGUGAUUAGAUAGGUGACAAGGAGGUUAUUUGAGCAGUUUUUGUUUUGUCUUGCAGUCAAAUCUGUGCUGGAAGGACCUUCUUAUAGAGGCAUUCUUUUAUCAUAUAGAGAUUUUGUUCAUGGACUGGGGGAAGAGUAUUCUUUUUUUUUUUUCUUCGAGACGGAGUUUCACUCUUUUUUUUUUUUUUUUUUUUUUUUUUGAGACGGAGUCUCGCUGUGUCCCCCAGGCUGGAGUGCAGUGGCACGAUCUCAGCUCACUGCAACCUCCGCCUCCUGGGUUCAAGCCAUUCUCCUGCCUCAGCCUCCCAAGUAACUGGAAUUAACAGGCACGCGCCACCACGCCCAGCUAAUUUUUUGUAUUUUUAGUAGAGACGGGGUUUCACCAUGUUGGCUAGACUAGUCUCGAACUUCUGACCUCAGGUGAUCCACCCACCUCAGCCUCCCAAAGUGCUGGGAUUACAGGCGUGAACCACCGCGCCCAGCCUGGGGGAAGAGUAUUCUAAGAUUAUAUUUCACUGUAUUGACAGUUGCCAUUUCAAUCUGAGGCCUACUUAGGUACUAUUUCUUAAAGGCUGUCAGAGGCACAGAGAUGCUGAUGGUAAAAAUAAAGAGAUUAGUGAGAGACAUUGUUCAGUCUACAAUGAUGUGGCCACAUAGCUCUAUGGUCUUAGAGCUAGAACUGAGUGGAAAAAGCCAUGACUUCAUAAUCAUGGUCUUGAACUUUUGCUGAAACCUUCAAGUCAUUCUCCUACCAUGCCAUUCACUUCUACAUCAGUAAAAGAAGAUUAAGAGUCCCUAUGCAAAACUUUUUUUACCACCUUUUGUGGAAGGGGUGUGUUCAAAUUAUUUCCUUAAGUAACUCCUGAAUAUAAAGUUCUUCAGAAAUAUUAAGAUAUUUUUUGAAUAAAUGAUGUGAUUUUCAAUUAAUAGAGUUUCAGAUAUUCUUGAUGAUUAUAAAGUGACAAAAACUCCAGGGCAUAUACCUUGGGUACUGAAAGCUUGUGUGGGAUCAGUAAGAAGAUUAAGGAUAAGAGUGAAAUUAAAAGAAGGCUCGGCCCUGACCUGUGAACAAUCCCUCAGAGGGGAAAAAAUAUUCAAACUCAAAUAUUAAGAUUGGCUUUUAUAUUAGAAAUGAGUAAGUGUAUACAUUAAAUUAAUUCUAAUCUUUCGACUAUCUGCUGUCUAUAUAAAAUCAAAAGUAAGUUUUAGAGAUUAAGAACAUAGGGAAAAGACCUUAUUUGCCCAUAAGGAAAAUGCUCAGCUGUAUCUCUCCUCUUCUGAUUUAAACAUUCCUCUUAUUCUUCUUUCUUUCUUUUUUUUUUUUUUUUGAGAUGGAGUCUCACUGUGUUGCCCAGGCUGGAGUGCAGUGGCGUGAUCUUGGCUCACUGCAACCUCUGCCUCUCGGGUUCAAGCGAUUCUCCUGCCUCAGCCUCCCGAGUAGCUGGGAUUACAGGCAUGUGCCACCAUGCCCAGCUAACUUUUGUAUUUUAGUAGAGAUGGGGUGUCACCAUGUUGGUCAGGCUGGUCUCAGACUCCUGACCUCGCGAUCCGCACGCCUCGGCCUCCCAAAGUGCUGGGAUUACAGGCGUGAGCCACCGCGCCUGGCCCUUUCUUCUUUCUAGUAUUUACAGGAUGUUAGAAGACCAAAGUCAAGUUAACAAUGAGGAAAAUUUUAGUUCAGCACAAUUAAGAAAAAAUGAUAGCCCCAUUUGAAGAUGAAGAAACAGUAAACAGAAGUAGAAGAAGCUGUUGGGAAAGUGUCUUCUGAUGACACUUUGCUUCUUUGAAUAAAUCUUUGUGUCAACUAAAACCUUGCCUAUGCUUUCUAUAUUGCAAGCAUCAGGUCCUUGACAUGGCUUUAAAUCUUUCCUAAGCAUUUUGAGAGGGAAUUGAUGCAAUACUUCUCACUGUUGAUAUAGUAGGGUUCUACAUAUUUACAUGGGACUUUUUGACCAAAGACCCAACUUUUCACUUUUGUACAUUUACUGUGCCUCUCAUACAGGGCUGGACUGUUUAUGUAGUCUGUUGCAUCAGACUGUGGUGGCAGGGGGACAGAGUUGGGGGCACUAUUAGAAUUUGUUUAAGUCUGAACCGGGAAUUCCAUUUGUCUUAGUGACAUGAGUGUCAAAACUGUUAGUGCAACACUAUUUUAAACUGUCUGCAAGAGCCUGAGAGGCUUAUGCUUAUAGGUGCCAUCUAUAAACUUAGAAACAAACAAAGAGCCCCUCUCCAUUGAAUAGUAAGCCCAGUGGGCAAUUAAAGAGCAGCUUGGGACCCCACUUGGUCAACUAGUCAGAACCAGAGCUUCUGAUAUUCCCUCUGGAUAUUGUUGAGAACUGUCACAGAAAGGCUAAAGUAAAUAAUCAAAAUGAAAAUAGUUGUUCCAGAGAAAAGUCUUGUUCUGGAAGCUUGGUGUUAAGGAAAGAAUAAUGACCCCUAAUUUGUGGAUCUUUGUUAGUUCUAGUCUCAGCGGAGUCCCUUUCAGCUUGAAACAUGGAUGAACCUGUGUUUUCAAGCACCUCUGAAGAUGUUUUUAAAAUUAGGGGUAUAAUUUGGGUAUAGCAAAAAUGCACGUUUUAAUCAUACAGCUUGAUGAAUUUUUAUACUCAGCCACCACUCACAUAAAAACAUAGAAUAUUUCCAUCAACCCAGAAAGUUUCUUAUGCCCCUUCCGGUUAAUACUACCAGUGACCUAGAGGUAACCAUUUUUAUCAUCACAGAUUACCUUUGCCUGUAUUAAACUUCAUAUGAUUGGAAUCAUCUUGUGUCUAUGCUUUUGUAUCUAACCUCUUUUGCUCAACUUAAUUUGUUUGAGAUUCAUCCAGGUAUUACAUGAAUCACGAGUUCAUUUUUAAUAUUGCAGUGUAGUGUUCCAUUCUGCAAAUAUACCACACUUUAUAUAUCCAAUAUUCUGUCAUUUCCAGCUUUUGGCUAUUAGGAAUAAAGCUGCUAUAAACUUUUUUUUAUAAGUCUGUCUAUCUGUCUCUCUCUCUCUCUGUCUCUCAUCAACAUAUGCAUACAUUUCCUUUGGGCAUAUCCCUAGUACUGGAAUUGCCGGAUCACAAAGUAGGCAUAUGUUUAACUUUAUUAGGAACUGCCAACACAUUUUCCAAAAUGACUGUACCAUUUUGCAUUCCUAUCAGCAAUGCAUGAGCGUUCCAGUUGCUCCACAUUCUCAUCAACACUUGAUAUUAUUGAUCUUUAUUUUAACCAUUCCAGUGGAUGUGAACUAUGGUUUGAAUUUGCUUUUCUCUGUUGAGUAAUGAUAUUGAGCAUCUUUAAUAUACUCAUUGGCCAUUUGGAUAUCAUCUUUUGUAAUGUCCUAGUUAACUCACUGAUUUUUAUUAGAUAUGUUGUCUUUAUUGAAUACCAAGUGUUCUUUAAAUAUUCUGGAUAUGGUCCUUUUGUGAGAUAUGUGCAUUGCAAAUAUUUUCUUUCAGUUAAUUGCCUUUUCACUUUCUUAAUGGUAUCUUUUGACAAGCAAAAAUCUAAUUUUUUCAUUGUUUUUUCCUUUUAUGUUUUCACAAACAAAAAAAAUCUUUUGUCCAGUCUUUUUUUUUUUUUUUUUUUUUUGAGACAAAGUCUCAGUCUGUCACUGAGGCUGGAGUGCAGUGGCAUGAUCUCGGCUCACUGCAACUUCCGUCUCCCAGGUUCAAAGUGAUUAUCCUGCCUCAGCCUCCCAAGUAGCUGGGACUACAGGUGCCCACUACCACGCCCGGCUAAUUUUUUGUAUUUUUAGUAGAGAUGAGGUUUCAUCAUGUUGGCCAGGCUGGUCUCGAGCUCCUGACCUCAGGUGAUCUGCCUGCCUCGGCCUCCCAAAGUGCUGGGAUUACAAGUGUAAGCCACCAUGCCCAGCCCCUCCAGUCUUGAAGAGAUAACUCUUUUCUAGAAAUUGUAUAGUUUUAGCCUUCACAUUUAGGACUAUGAUCCUUUUCAAAUUAAUUUUUUAUUGUGGGUGGUCAAGCGUGGUGGCUUAUGCCUAUAAUCCCACCUUGGGAGGCCCAUGUGGGCAGAUUGCAUGAGCUUAGGAGUUUGAGACCAGCCUGGGCAACACAGCAAAACUCUGUCUGUACAAAAAGUACAAAAAUUAGCCAGGCAUGGUGGUGCACAACUGUUGUCCCAGCUACUUAGGAGGCUGAGAUGGGAGGAUCACUUAAGCCUGGGAGGUUGAGGCUGCAGUGAGCUGUGAUCACGCCACUGCACUCUAGCCUAGGUGGCAGAGCAAGACCUUGUUUAACAAACAAAAAAAAAUUUUAUUUUGAUGUAGGGCAGGGAUCAAGGUGUUUAGUUUCUUCCGGUUGCUCCCACACUGUUUAUCAAAAAGAUACGCCUUUCCUAUUAUGAAUUGCACUGAUGCCUUUUUAAAAUUUUUAUUUUUUCUUGGGUUCUUUAUUCUGUUACAUUGAUUUAUAUAGCUGUCUUUUUACCCACAUUGUACUACCUUAAUUACUGUAGAUGUUUAGUAAGUUUUGAAGUCUCAUAUUUUAAGGCCUCCACCUUUGUUUUUCAUUCUGGUUAUCUUGGCUAUUCUAGGGCCUUUGCAUUUCCACACAUGUGCAUUUGUACAAACAUACCAGUGGUUUUUCAAACUCUGGGAAUUCCCAAGACACUUUCAAGUGGUCUAUUAAGUCAAAAUUAUUUUUAUACUAGUAUCAAGUUAUUAUUUGCCUUUGUUUUUUCUACUGUGGUGAAAUUUAGUAUAGAUGGUGCAGAAGCAAUUGUGGGUAAAACUGGUGGCCUGUUAUCAUAGUAAAGGCAAUGGCACCUAACUAUUGCUAGUAGCCUCUGCUACCUACUUAAGAGUUCUUUUUUAAGCUGUAUUCACCUAAGAAUAUCUUUAAAGCAGUAAAAAUCAUCAACUUUAAUUUUAUUAAGUUUUGACCCUUGUGUAACGUCUUAAUAUUCUGUAUAUCAAGUGGGAAUGAAUGCACAAUAGUUGUCUUGAGGGAAAGCCAUUGUGAUUUGUAAACUGAACUAGCAACUGUUUUCAUGGAAUCCCAUUUUAUCUGAAUAAAACAAACUAUGUUUAUUCAGACAUGGGCAUUUGGCAGAAAUUUUCUCAAAAAUAAGCAAACCCUGUCACUUCGAAGAAAACAACUAAUAAUAUUUAUUACCAAUAAUAACAUUCUAGCUUUCAAUUGAAAAUUAGAAAUUUGAAAACCUUGUAUCCACCACUGUCUGUUUAACAGAGUCCCAAUAUUUAAAGACAUUUCUCGGCCGGACACGAUGGCACACGCGUAUAAUCCCAGUACUUUGGGAGGCCAAGGCGGGUGGAUCACCUGAGGUUAGUUCAAGACCAGCCUGACCAACAUGGUGAAACCCUGUCUCUACUAAAUACAAAAAAUUAGCUGGGUGUGGUGGUGCAUGCUUGUAAGCCCAGCUACUUGGGAGGCUAAGGCAGGAGAAUCGCUUGAACCCGGGAGGCAGAGGUUGCAGUGAGCCAAGAUCGUGCCAUUGCACUCCAGCCUGGGCAACAAGAGUGAAACUCUGUCUUAAAAAAAAAAUUUCUCAUUAAAUAAGUAGUGAUAUUAACUAAUAUGAUUUUUUGCAUAAUAGAUAUUAAAAUAUAUCAGCAUUUGGAACAUCUGCAACAUUUUCCGAAUGACCAGUUUCAUGUUGCUACAAAAUCAUGCAAGAGUAAAGGACUCAUUCCAAAUGCAAGAUAGGACAAAGGAUUUUAAUGUAAUAGAAUAUGAAAGUUAAUUGAUAUGGUUUCAGAUUCCACAUUGCAACUAAUUUGUUAAGGAUCAUAUCAAGGAAGAAUAUCCCCAGAACCUGAAAAUGCUAUUAAUAUACUUUAUCUUUUAGCAGUUACAUAUUUGAGUUAGACCAACUUUUCUUCGUGUACGUCAACCAAAACAGCAUAUCAGAACAGAUAGAAUGCAAUAGCAGAUAUGAGAAUCUAGCUGUUGUCUAUUAGAGGAUUUUCUCUUAAAAAUGUUACUUUUCUCACUUCUUUCUGUUUAGAAAAUAUUUUUAUAUAGAAUAUAAUUGAUAUUUCUACAUAGAGGCUUUAUCAUUGUUUUUAAAUUAGCUGAUACAUAAUUGUAUUAAAUGUUGAUAGAUAUAGUACAUAUAAACCAAAGAUCUUUGGGGUCCUGGGUUUGUUGUUGUUGUUGUCGUUUGUUUGUUUUUUUGAGACAAUCUCACUUUGUCAUCCAGGUUGGAGUGUGGUGGUGCAAUCUCGGUUCAUUGCAACCUCUGCCUCCAGGUUCAAGUGCUUCUCCUACCUCAGCCUCCCGAGUAGCUGGGACUCCAGGCAUGCACCACCAUGCCCGGCUAAUUUUUGUAUUUUUAGUAGAGACAAGGUUUCACCAUGUUGGCCAGGUUGGUCUUGAACUUCUGAGCUCAAGUGAUCUGCCCACCUUGGCUUCCCAAAGUGCUGGGAUUACAGGUAUUAGCCACCGCACCUGACUGGGGUCCUGAGUUUUUUUAAGCACACUGGGAUCCUGAAUUUUAAAAUGUUUGAAAACCACUGGUAUGCAUAUUCUCAUACACACACACACACACACACACACACACACAUAUUAAAUUACUAGUUUGUUUGUUUAUUUCUACAGAAAUUCAGAUGAGAUUGGAUUGGGAUUUCAUUGAAUCUGUAUAUCAAAUUUGGAAGUAUUGACAUCUUAAAAAUAUUAAAUCUUUCAAAACAAGCUUUUUUAAUUUUUUGAGAUGGAGUCUUACUCUGUUGUCCAGGCUGGAGUGCAGUGGUGUGAUAUCGGUUCACUGCAACCUCCACCUCCAGGGUUCAAGCGAUUCUUGUGCCUCAGCCUCUGAGUAGCUGAGAUUACAGGCAAAACAUAAACUUUUAUAACUAUUCACUUAUUUAAGCCUUCUUUAAUUUCUCCUUGAUAAGUUUCAAUGUAGAAGUCUUACACAUCUUAUAUAAAAGUUUUUUCUUUCUAUUAUUACAUUUUGAUGAUAAUAACUAUAGCAUGUUUUUAUUUCACUUGUCAGUUUUCUUUACAGCAUAUAGAGUAAAAUACUUUUCUGUAUAAUAAACUUGUAUCCCAGCCUGGGCAAUAUAGUCAGACCUCAUCUCUACAAAAAAAAUUUUUUUUAAUUAGCUGAGUAUGGUGGUAUGCACCUGUAGUCUUAGCUACCUGGGAGGCUGAGGUGGGAGGAUUGCUUGAGCCCAGGAGGUCGAGGCUACAGUGAGCCAAGGCUGCAUCACUGCACUCUAGCCUGGGUGACAGAGGGGAAACCCUGUCUCAAAACAAAAAAUGAACUUGUUUCCAGCAACUUUUCCAAAUUCGUUUAUUCAUUCUAAUAGUAGAAUCUCUUGGAUUUUCUACUAUGUAAUCAUGUCAUCUGCAAAUAAAGAUGGUUUUAUUUCUUUUUAAUCUUUAUAUUUAUCUUUCUCCCAUAUUACACUUGUUUAAACCUCCACUACGAUGUUGAAUAGAAAUGAUGAUAUUGAAUAUUCUUGUUUUCUUCUCAACCCUAGGAGGAAGGGUUUAUUAUUUCACUAUUAAGUAUAAUGACAAUAAGCAAAAAUUUAUCAAAACUGAAGCAGAGAGAGAAAAAUGCUGAAAUAAAAUAGAACUCACUGUGAGCGGUAUAUCAAACUAUAGCAGUAUCAAACUGUCUAACAUCUGUGUAAUUAUUUCACAUAUGUGGAAGAAAAGAAGAGGAUAUGGCAAAAGAAAUGCAUGAAGGGUUGAGAAUUUUCCAAAGUUAAUGAAAGACAUAAGUCAAAGUUUUAAGAAACUCAGUGUAUGCUGAGUGAGAUAUUAAUAAACACAAAGAAAACCAUACGUAGACAUAUUAUAAUCAAACUGUUCAGAUCUAAACAUAAGGAAGGAAUUUUAAGAAGCCUACUCUGUUUC